This is a messenger RNA of [Torrubiella] hemipterigena, 3103 nucleotides long. NCBI's taxonomy places the organism in Eukaryota, Fungi, Ascomycota, Sordariomycetes, Hypocreales, Clavicipitaceae. The record is from the annotation of a GenBank genome assembly.
AGUAACUCUAGGCUUCUCUUUAUUUCUAGCAACACUUUACUCCACAAACACCACAAGUGUUUCAUCCACAUCCUGGUCUUCAGCGGGCGCAAGGGAAUAGUGCACACUUCCUGCAACUAUAUGAUCAUCCUCAAUUCCCUCUUAACUUUUGCGUACCAUGCUAUGCGAAGAUCAGAUAUCCUCCUCAGCAAUCCAUAAGCCGUUGCGCUCUCAAGCGACGCGAGUAGAGCCGACAUUGUGGUUGGCAGUCCACACCCCUACCCCAUGUCACCACGAACAAGCCCCGGUCACUGUGAAAGAACAUUGGCGUUUAUCCAAGUCGAUUUUGGCAUUUGGAGCUCAAGUCUCUCAUCAACCAAGCCAUCGCUACCGAAUCAUUGAACGAAAUGCACGCUCCUAGUAAAACUCAAGUACACUUCUCAAUCACCGAACGAGGCGUAGGACCGAUCGACCUAUACUUCCCACAGCACAGUGUUGCCUGGGAUAAACUUGAUAGGCAAGUUACGGAGUGGUCAGACUUCGUUUCCACUCGGCGCCAAACGUUGACCCUGAAGAUUUCCUUUAUCUUCAGCGAAAACACCUCCUUAGAACUGCCAUACAUGCGAGUCAAAGUCUAGUCGCGGGGAAUUUUUUGGUGGCCAGCGGCCAGCUAGGGGGUAGGUUACGUUAGGGCAUAUAACGUGACUUGAAGGUGUAAGGCUGCGGGCCUGGUAUGUAGGGACCACUCAGUGACAUUUAUAUAUCAUGAGCUAGUUUUCGAAGAGUACAUGUUGAGUGUAUAGUCUUUAAGCGCAGAGCCGAAUCCAACUAUGAGCGGCAGUGUAUGGGACCGUAUACCUAUCGAAAUCACAGAGCAAAUUGUGUCCUGCUUAUUCCUCGAAGAUAUUGCCAACCUAACUGCGGCUAGCAAGUCCUUCUAUUCCCUCUUUGACCCUCUUCUCUAUAUUGAAGAUGCACGACCUUUCCACCGACAUGCGAUAUAUUGGGCUGCGGAAAAGGCAUGCGUUACCGUGGCAAAGAAAGCUCUUGCCGGGGGUACGCCUGUCAACGAUAAGACCCUUUGUACACCCAAGACCGGUUGCUAUGGCAGACUUAGCUACUUACAUUAUGAUAGGUGGCCCGAGUAUCGUAACCCCCACACAAGUCACGACGAUAUUAUCUUCCCAAAGCCUUUUAAAAUACCAGAACAAAUGCCAGACCUCGUCGCGGUAUUGCUAGAAGCUGGCGCAGACAUGAGCGCGGUCAAGGGCGCCUACAAGGACCGCGAUUUACUUUCUUUCCUUUCGACACCGAUAGGUACAGCACUAGGAACAGUCAAUCGACCUUUCUUUGAGGUUGUACGACAGUCUCAUUGUGAGAUCAACGAGCACGGGGCCUUCACUCCGCUGACACUAGCCAGGCUUGCCAUAUGUCAGGGCAACGUCCCUCGCCUAGAGCAAGUACUAGCCGAAGAUACCGAUUUACUGGAUUUACAAGGUAGAGAUGGGAAGGAGUUAUCGGAGAUGGCUUACAAAAAUAAUCAGGAAAAUAUGUGCCGGCUGCUAUAUCGAUACAUCCAUGGCCACGAAGCUGACAUUACGUAUUUACGUGACAAGGCAGGACGAUUCCGCACAUAUAAUGUGGACAUUGCCGAGAGAGCAAUUGAAGGUGGUGCAUCAUGUAAUCACAUGUACGAAGCUGACUGGAGCGAGUUGAGAGCCGAUCUCAAGGUUGUAGAAGCUUUACGGUUCUGGUGGCAUGACCACCUGCGUCCGCCCUCCCUCACAGAUGUGGCCGUCAAAAUUCGUGAUAUACAGCUGCUAGAACUAGCCGUCUCUUACGAAAGCGAAACGCUACGUCAACCGCAACUUGGGCUUAGGAAACUUCUAGGAUACGCCUGUGCCUGGGGUGAGCUAGAGUGGGUGCGGUGGAUACUUGACCAAGGCUUAGACCUUCACGCACAAGAAGUUAAGGACAACUAUCGCAGUCCGCUGUAUGCGGCGGCAACAGCUGGCCAUAUUGACGUCGUGGAAUUGCUUCUGCGGCGCGGCGCCUUGAUAUCUGGUCCGCCAUCGCCAGGUUCUCGCUCGCUGGUUACCGAGGUUCUUCUUUAUGGCGAGAAGAAAGAGUCAACGGUACCGGUUCUAGAGAUGCUACUAGCUGCGGGCUGUGAUAUCAGCCUGGUGAUUGAGCAGCUAAAAGAAGGAUAUCCGGAGCCGUGCGGCUAUUGGAUCAAAGUCAAGUGUCUGCCGAAUAUGUGCCAACCGGGGUGUAUUGAGCUGCUUGAACGCUAUAAUAUUAUGGUCUACCGGCCUAAUACCGUCUAUCUAUUUGGUGCAUGUGACGCAGCCAAUGGCCCGCUGAUUGAGCGCUUGCUACGAGAUGGCAUCAUGAGCAACGAGUUUAAGGAGCCAGCAGAGAGCAUAGGCUUGAUACCACCGCAUAACGAAAAGGACAGAGAGCAUAUGAAACUUGAGAAUGUGAUGAACAGAGUCAAUGUGUCACAAGCGCAGUCUGCUGAAGCGGUCAUUCGCAUAUGGACUAUGCUGUUAGCGCAUGGCGCCGACAUACAUAAUCUGUACUGCUGUAGGUCUCUGCUCACGAAUGCCAUCUGGACAUACGGGACGGAUCCAGAGGGCUCGCUGCUGCUUGUUAACUAUCUUCUUCAAAACGGUAGCAAAGUGAGGUUUGAAGACAAUGUCCCCUUUUUGGCUGCUAUAGGGCCUCCAACGGCUGACUUCACGCUGCACAAGAUGCUACUUGACGCUGGCGCCGUCAUAAAUCUCGCAACAGUAUGCACUAAGUCUGAGAAUCGAGUCCGCAAGACGGUAGACUUCUUAUUAGACUAUAAUUCUGCCAUGGCGAAGGCCGAUUCCAUCGAAAAUGCCUUGCUUUCCGCUUGCGCAGCCUAUAAUGUGCCAGUCGUUCGCACUCUGUUACGGCGCACAAGCAAAUUUCCAGGCAGCCUCACUACUAUGUUGAUGUCAGAGCGAUUGGAUCCGAGAAUGAAGGCCUUUCUAUUGUCCCUAACAAAAAAUAUAUAAAAUUGAAUCAUUUACAUAAGUAUAUUAGAUUUCAUUCUUGUUAAUGUUUAGAAUACUCUAUUUUAAUGCCAGAAUGUCGG